CCCAAGCCAAUGCGACGCCAUUUUCCUUUUGCGUGCGCUGUCAAACGCAGAGUUUUUUUUCUCACAUUUUCACCACAAAUCGCAGACAAGAGGACUUUUCCCGAAGCAGAGAUACGUGAUACCACCGAACAACCAAGCAAAAUCAAAAUAGAUGCGGAUUGACCACCUGCCAAACGAUUGAACCCAACGGCAGCGAGGCGAGCGCCGCUAAUCUACGCUGAAAAUUACGUGAAUCAGCGCAAGGGGCACCCGUGAAAUUGGCACUUUAAUUGGCAUUCUAUUCGCUCCAUGAUGGUCAAUUCGUCUGGCAGCGAGGACGGCCAGCUCCGGAGCCCCAACGACGGGCAUUAUCACAGGCCAAAAAGUGUGUACUUGUCCCAUGACCGAGGCGCGCGAUGGCCAACAACAAUACCUAAUAAUAAUCAUAAUAAAAAUAUAAAAAAAAAACCAACAAAGCUAUUAUAAAAACAAAAACAAAAAAAAAAGAGAAAUCAAAAACAUAAAAGUGAAAUCGAAAUCGAAAGAAUAUAAAAAGUGCAAGCAAAAUAUGCAAUAUUCGAGUUUUAUAUCUGCGCGCACCAAACAGUGUCCACACACGGCGGCAGAUGGGAGCGAAUCUUCUCAAGAGUCAACCCACGCACGCAAAUCCCGCCUCUGACCCGCUGGCUAAUUAAGUGUGUUCCGAGAACCGAACACAUCCGAGAUAUAAUCGAGAGUCGAGAGAAUUGAGAUCCGAGAUCGAUCUCCUCACACUCAUGUGCUGCUGGCGCGCUGGCGAAGAUGAGGAGCACGAGGCGGAUGCCGACGCGCUCUAUAUACAGCCACCACAGGCGAGCCGGGACUCAGGAUCCGGAUCCAGGCGUGAGAAAAAAAAACAUUCCCGCGAACGGCGCCGUCACAAGGAGCGCGACGACGUGGUAGGAGCUGGCGGCGGUCCAGGUGACCAUCGCUAUGAUUAUCGGAGCCGGGAGGAUCACUACCAUCAGCACCAUCAUCGCGAAAGGACCGCCGCCUAUGCCAAACACCACUUGGGCCAUAGCUUUCACUAUCAGCAGGCACCGCCACAGCAGCAGCAACCGCUGCCGCCGGCUCCCACCGGUCACUACGCAGUCCAUCACCAUCAGCAUCAUCACCAGCAUUUAAGCGGAGGAGCCAGAGGGGCUGCCCGUGGAGGAAGCGACUACCAUUCCUAUCCGUCUGGCUAUCACUCGAGCAGUCGGCACAACGACUAUCCCAUGGAGGAGCCACCGCCGCCGCGACGAGGCGGUAAGUACGCUGAGAGCAAGGAUGCGGAGAGCUUGGAGCAAGACCUGCGCUCCAGGCUUCUGAAGAAGCGACAUAACUUCGUUAAGGAUUACGAAACCGAAGAGAACUACGAGCAUCGUAGCGAGAGAGGUGAACGCAGGGCGGAAAGUAGUCGGAAGGAGCAGCGGGAACGGAGCGAACGGAGUAGGCACAAGCAGAGCCGACGCGAACCCGUCAUCGAGCUGCUGGACAGUCCCGAACAGGAGCAGCAACAGCAACAUCAGCACCAGCACAAAUCGCAUCGCAGCAAGUGGCGCGAGGAUGUGGAGACGAACCGAAGAAAGGCGCCCGAAGAUCCGGAGCUAUUGGCCCGCAGGGAAAAGCUUCUGGCAGCCGAGCGCGAAAGCCGACAGCGAAAACAGAUCGCCCGUGAGGAGUUGGAGGCGCGCCGGGAACUGCUACGCGAGAGAAACGACCACAGUGAUGCACUUAGUCCGACGACAGUGGCGGCCAGCGUAACAGCUGGCUUGAACAUUGUCAAACGCAAGUCCAAGACGGACGAAAGCUAUGAGCUCGAACUGAAACACAAGAAGCGGCGGGAGGAGGCGGAGGUUGAAGUUAUACCAGACGAGGAUGACGAUGAGGAGGAUGAUAGUGAGGAAAGCGACACAAACGGGGAGGAUGAGAGUGCAGAGAGCGCCAGUGAAUCGGGCAGUGAUGAAAGCUAUGCCAGCAAGAAGAAGAGCAAGCGAAAAGCCAACGACGACGACGAUGACCUGCCUUUGCCCGACAGCCCACUCAGCGUUGGAGAGCUGUACAAGUCACCCAAACUGCGCCAGCGUUCGAGAUCCGCCAGCUCCAAACGAAGCAGCUCUCAGUCUAGUCAUAGCAGUCGCUCCAGAUCUCGUUCCCGAAGUCGUAGCAGCCUUGAGGACGAAGAGGAACGACGAGGCGACGAUGCUUCACCCAGCAGUAGCACACGCAGCGAGGAACGCGGAAUGGCUCAACAGCCGUUGGAGGAGAAACCGGAGGAUAAAGUCAAGGAAAAACCGCAGAAGGCGCUUCUGGAGGAUCAGCCGCCCUGCGAUGACAAGGGUGUGCCGCUGCCCAACUAUUAUCCCGGUGUGCAGGGCUGCCGUUCUGUGGAGGAAUUCCAGUGCCUAAAUCGCAUUGAGGAGGGCACAUACGGCGUUGUCUAUCGCGCCAAGGACAAGCGAACCAACGAGAUUGUGGCUCUUAAGCGCCUGAAGAUGGAGAAGGAGAAGGAGGGUUUUCCCAUCACGUCGCUCAGGGAGAUCAACACCCUGCUCAAGGGUCAGCAUCAGAAUAUUGUUACCGUGCGCGAGAUCGUGGUUGGCUCCAACAUGGACAAGAUCUUCAUUGUGAUGGACUAUGUGGAGCAUGAUCUCAAGUCGCUAAUGGAGACCAUGAAGAACCGCAAGCAGAGCUUCUUUCCAGGCGAGGUGAAGUGCCUGACCCAGCAGCUUCUGCUGGCGGUGGCCCAUCUCCACGAUAACUGGAUAUUGCAUCGGGACCUGAAGACCUCCAAUCUCCUGCUCUCCCACAAGGGCAUCCUCAAGGUGGGCGACUUUGGUCUGGCACGCGAAUACGGCUCGCCAAUCAAGAAGUACACCUCGCUGGUGGUCACACUGUGGUAUCGAGCUCCCGAACUGCUCCUUUGCUCGCCGGUCUACUCCACGCCCAUUGAUGUCUGGUCCGUGGGCUGCAUUUUCGCCGAAUUCCUGCAGAUGUUGCCGCUGUUUCCGGGAAAAUCGGAGAUUGAUGAACUGAACAGGAUCUUCAAGGAGCUGGGCACACCCAAUGAGAAAAUCUGGCCCGGAUAUACUGAGCUGCCCGCCGUUAAGAAUAUGCUGUCACAGAACUCACAGUUCACCGAAUAUCCCGUAUCGCAGCUGCGCAAGCACUUUCAGGAGAAGACCUCCGAGCUGGGACUGUCUCUGCUGCAGGGCCUGCUGACCUAUGACCCGAAACAAAGACUGACGGCCGAUGCGGCCCAUAAGCACGAGUACUUCCAGGAGUUGCCUCUGCCCAUCCAUCCCUCCAUGUUCCCCACCUGGCCGGCCAAAAGUGAGUUGGGUGCACGCAAGGCGCAAGCAUCGUCGCCCAAACCGCCGUCCGGUGGUUCGCAAUUCAAGCAAUUGGGCAGAGACGAACCCAUCGCCGUGGGUACGGGUAACAAGCUCACAUCCGGCAUUAUUACCGGUAACAAAAAGAGCCAUGGAGCCGGCGGUGGAUCGUCGGCCAGCACUGGAUUCGUACUAAAUGCUGGCCUAACGCAACGCCAACUGGCCAUGGGACCGGGCUUCAGUCUAAAGUUCUGAUUCGGCGGAUCAAGAUCAAGAGCAUGUGUUUUUAGCCAAUUAAGUUUACGAUUACGAUUAAUUGUUAUGUAUAGAUUAGCGAUGUAAGUGGAAUAUUUCGUUUUAUUGUAUGUGUAAAAAUAUUGUUCCAAAUAUCAUUUAAAAAGCCAUACAACAAAACCAUUCAAA
This is a messenger RNA of Drosophila kikkawai, 3755 nucleotides long. RefSeq names its product cyclin dependent kinase 11B pitslre (gene Pitslre). Gene Ontology annotation, molecular function: ATP binding; protein serine/threonine kinase activity. Gene Ontology annotation, biological process: regulation of mitotic cell cycle; protein phosphorylation. Gene Ontology annotation, cellular component: nucleus. Lineage: Eukaryota; Metazoa; Arthropoda; Insecta; Diptera; Drosophilidae. The record is from RefSeq and is a predicted model, not a curated record.